AUGCAAGAAACAAAUAAUUUGUAGUAGAUCUUGAGUUCAAAUAACACCAAAAAGCCUAAUAAUCCUCAGUCUUAACAGUAAAUCUAGAGCACCUCUUAGUUUUUCAACAAGAACAGGUAAAACAACAAUAAGAAUCUUAAAAACAAUAACAGCUAGAAUCCUUACUAUAGAGGCGAGAACAAUCCAGCAGGCUAGUCAUAAAUAGAUAAGGAAGUCAACAUGAUGCCUGAGUCUGGUUAUUAAAAUUCUAAUUAGAUUAAUACAAAUUAUAACUAGAUAAAUUAGAAUUAGAUGAACCAAAAUCCAAACUAGAUCAAUCAAAAUCCUAAUUAAAUGAACUAAAACCAAAAUCAGAUGAACUAGAAUCAAAAUCCGAUGAACUAGAAUUAAAAUUAAAUGAAUUAGAAUCCUAAUUAGAUGAACUAAAUUCCUGGCUAGAAUCCAAAUUUUAAUAUAAAUGCUCCUCAUGGCUAGAAUCCUCAAAGAAGAAACUACUCUUAUAAAUUCUAAAAGGACUAUUGUAGACCUUAAAUGAAUAUGCAAAACAACUUUUAAAGCUAUCCCAAUAACAGAAAUUACGAAAAUAAUAUGAAUCCUACUAGAGGAGAAUUUUUCUAGGGCUAUUCAAAUCCUCCUUAGCAAAACCAUUUCAAUUAGUAAAAGUUUUAACCUUAAUAUUAGGGUUAACAUUAUUACGAUAAUCAGUAUAUGCAGAAUAAGUUCUACUAAAAUCAAAAUUACGAAAAUCAAGCUUAAAGCAAAAACUAAGACAACCCUAAUAGAUCUAAUACUGAUAAAGAAAGAUACUUCGAUUAAGAUAGAAAGAUCAAGUAAAUUGUAGAACAAGUGGUUGAGUAAGUUAUUGAACAAAAAUUUUAGGAAAAGGAGGAUAUUUUCAGGGAAAAGCUCUAAGAAAAGGAUGACAUUAUUACUGAUUUACUAGAAAAACUUAAAAUAAGAACAGAAGACAAUACUUAGAACACUGUUUCGACUGCUAAAUUUGAAAAAUAAGUCAUUUAAUCUGAAAUAUAUCCUGAAAUUCAUUAAGAAAUUUUAGAAAAGAAAAACCAGGAUAGACAACGUGCCCGUACUCCUAAACGUAGCUAGUACAAUUAUGACAUGCAUUCGGAGAGAUCAAGAACUGUAGAGUCCAAAUGCUAGGAAUCAAAAGAUUAAAUAACACCUAAGAUAGGGAACAAAAUGCAGAAAUCAGAUGCCAUGAGCACUUUAAAAUCCUAAGAUAUCACUUUCUGUUGUGAAAAUAUCCAAAGCUGA
This is a messenger RNA of Tetrahymena thermophila SB210, 1275 nucleotides long. RefSeq lists its product as hypothetical. Lineage: Eukaryota; Ciliophora; Oligohymenophorea; Hymenostomatida; Tetrahymenidae. The transcript has a single exon. The record is from RefSeq and is a predicted model, not a curated record.